This is a messenger RNA of Oikopleura dioica, 606 nucleotides long. NCBI's taxonomy places the organism in Eukaryota, Metazoa, Chordata, Appendicularia, Copelata, Oikopleuridae. The record is from the annotation of a GenBank genome assembly.
AUGGAGAGAAAUUUACACAAAUUCGAGCUCGUUUUGAUUCUUGUGGCGAUUUCGGCAGUUGUGUUGGAGUUUUACGUGAUAAGAGAACCAUUUUGGUCUGCGGAAAGCGUUGCGGAAAGAGUAAUAGAAACAGAAAAAACGUACAAGGGCCUUUGGUCAACAUGUCUGUACAUAGGAUCGUACAGAUACAGCUGCGACAGUCGACCUCGUUCUUUGUUGACUCCAGGAAACUGGCAUGUUCUUUGGUGUCGAAUCUCAACAACCUUCGGAGCUAUCUUUGGCAUUCUUUCCACGGGAGGAAUUUUCAUCUCCGCUGAUUUAGUCGAGUUUUAUAAAGGGAAUGUUCGAUAUACGGAUCAUCACAAAAAACGUGGAUCAGUUACAUUAGUGCCGCCUUACUACGACUUCGGCGGCUGCAUCGUCAUCUCCUGGUUGGUUUUUAUUCUCAUGGCGUUUGUUGGAAUCGGAUCGAUUAUGAAGCAGCGAUAUGUGCAGUCAAAUAGAUACUGCGUCAAAUUCGAGUCAGAUGGGCCUGCAACUUAUCAAACACGUGCCACAAAGUCCUUCACCAAUCCUUCCUUCACUAUUAGCUCAGAAUAUAUUUAA